This is a messenger RNA of Capsicum annuum, 1476 nucleotides long. RefSeq names its product protein EXORDIUM-like 3. NCBI's taxonomy places the organism in Eukaryota, Viridiplantae, Streptophyta, Magnoliopsida, Solanales, Solanaceae. The record is from RefSeq and is a predicted model, not a curated record. The coding region runs from base 113 to 1162 and encodes 349 amino acids. The transcript has 2 exons.
AUUGGUACCUAUUUGAAUUUUCUAUGCUUUUGUGAUAAUUUUUGGGCAUAUAAAUACCCAAACUACACUCACACAGUUGUUAUUAGUUUCUUCUCAGCAACUACUCUUUAAAAUGUCCCACCGUUCCCUUUCCCGUCGGCCGGUAGCUUCGGUACCGGAAGUGAUUUGUUCCAUUGUUGUUUUCUUAUUCUUUUUCUUGAGUUUGCCUGUAAAUGGGUGGCGUCCGUGGCCCAACCAGAAGCCAAACUCCACAGAAUUACUCUACGGCGGCUCGAAAAAGUAUGAAGGGUCGUCGGAGUUUGUCCAUUUGAAAUAUCAUAUGGGCCCUGUUCUCACUGCAAAUAUCACCGUUUAUCCCAUUUGGUACGGCCGGUGGGCCAAUUCCCAGAAACGUAUUAUCCGCGACUUCAUCGGCUCUUUCUCCGCCGUUGAUUCUAAACGCCCCUCCGUUGCCGGUUGGUGGAAAACGGUUCAGCUUUACACUGAUCAAACCGGAGCCAACAUUUCCCGUACUGUCCAUCUCGGCGCUGAAAAAAACGACCGGUUUUAUUCUCACGGCAAAUCGUUAACUCGGUUGUCCGUACAAUCCGUGAUAAAAUCCGCCGUCACGGCGCGUACCCGUCCGUUACCGUUAAACCCGAAAAGCGGCGUUUACUUAUUACUCACUUCUGAUGAUGUAUACGUUCAGGAUUUUUGCCAAAACGUUUGCGGCUUUCAUUACUUCACUUUUCCUUCAAUCGUCGGUUAUACUUUACCGUACGCUUGGAUCGGUAACUCCGCUAAGUUGUGUCCGGGUACUUGCGCGUACCCGUUUUCGGUACCCAGUUACAUGCCGGGUUUCAAAGUGGUGAAAUCACCGAACAAUGACAUUGGUGUUGACGGGAUGAUAAGCGUAAUAGCUCAUGAGAUUGCGGAGUUAUCAACGAACCCGUUGGUUAACGCUUGGUAUGCGGGUCAGGACCCGAGUUUUCCGGUAGAGAUAGCGGAUCUUUGUGAAGGGAUUUAUGGUACCGGCGGUGGGGGGUCGUAUACAGGUCAAAUGUUGAACGGAGAAGAUGGUGCUACGUAUAAUAUGAAUGGGUUAAGAAGAAGAUUUUUGGUUCAGUGGGUGUGGAAUCAUAUUCUGAAUUAUUGCAGUGGUCCUAAUGCACUUGAUCAGUAAAUGUUUCGUUUACAUACUCAGAAUUCCACUGAUCUGUUGGACCUGUUAUAGUGUACCAUCCCAUCACAUCCUCCGUAGAGAAUUCAAAAAUUAUGACUUCUGAGAGAAGUUGGCAGGGUUUGCGUUGGAGAAAUAUAAAACAGAGAGCAUAGUGUCAAUGAAAAAGAUAUGUGGGGACUUUCUGAAAAAUCUGGGCAUCUAUUUCUCCUUUUUUUUUUUUUUUAUUCUUUUUUUUCUUUUUUACGUUUCAUCUUGUUUUGUGAACUUGAUAUCGCAAGCUCUAUCAGUAAUUACUCAUAUUUCGUUUUAAUUAU